This is a messenger RNA of Elaeis guineensis (African oil palm), 1619 nucleotides long. The record is from RefSeq and is a predicted model, not a curated record. NCBI's taxonomy places the organism in Eukaryota, Viridiplantae, Streptophyta, Magnoliopsida, Arecales, Arecaceae.
GGCGUCUCCUCUUUUCCCCUUGUCUUCCAGUCAGCCCCCACGCCUUCCUUCCUCCUCCCUGUGCUCUCCCUCUCAGACACGGAUGCUGCCAGAUCUCGGCAACCCGUUGGCCGGACAUCUGCGCCAACAUCCCCGCCGUGGUAACUGACUUCCGGUGGCCGCCGCCGGAUCCUCUCCUCGCCGGCGCCUUGUUAGUGAGUGAUGACGAAACCUCUUUGGACCACUCCCGUGUUUUGUUUAUAAUGAUUGCUUGGCAGCUUGGAUGGUCUGCUGGUCUACAGACAACUGCUGUAGCCAGUCAUUUCAGAAAUAGUGCAGGAGGAAUGAUGGAUCAAAGCUGGACAGCCUGCUGGUCUACAGACAACCUCUGCAGACAUUCAUUUGAGAAAGAGUACAGGAGGAAUGAUGGAUUGAAGGGAAGUCUAAGCCUCUACUACUUCUCCCCAUCCUUUUUAUCUUCUAAGGCUUGGGGCUUUAAGACCACUUGGGGCAAACCUUGGCUGGAGCUGACCACUAAGAAGGAUCUUUUCGAAGAGGACCUUGGAGACUACCAGAAACUGAUCGGUAUCCAUAUUUCUCAGUUCAAGAACCUGCUAAUCAAGCAGGGACUGUAUGAUGCUAGCAUUAGCCACGUCGAUCCCCAACAAAUGAAGUUGACAUUCGACGACAUCAUGGUUGUACAAGUGAGGAAGGGGAAGAAGAAAUUAGGCUCGUGUCUAGAGGCUGAGCCCUCAAAAAGGAAGAAGUCGAGUUCUUCUAGCCCACCUCGACCUCAGCUGAAGUCUUCCACAGCGAUGGUGGUUUCAUUGGAUGUGGCUUCGAGGAGGAAAGCAUGAUGCUGAUGAAGACUUUGAGGAAGGAUGCAUUGGCUUUGAUAGAUGGUUAACUUGCUAGUGAAUUGAUAAAUCUCCUCAUUCUCCCAACAGAUCGGAGUUAUGGAGGAACAUUUUGAUCGAAUGUGCUUUGGAUGCAAGUUCAAUCAGCAUCAUUUCUAUGGUGCACUCACUUCUCUUUAUUCAAGAAACCUUAGCGGAACAUGAUCGGACUAAGGCUUCUCUUAAAGAGAAGUUAUGGAGAGCUGAGGAUGGGUUGAAGUUAGCUGAGAAGUUAAAGGCUACCUCCAAGAAGGUUGAAGAAGACAAGGUUCCGUUGGAAUCCGACCUUGAAGAGUCUUGGAGGAGAAUAAAAUCUCUUGAGCAAGACAUCAAGAAGGAAUAGACUGAGAUGAGAAAGAACUUGGCCGAGCAUCGAUAUUAUAAGAAGACAACCGAUAAGGCCCUUCUUGCUAUCGAAGAGAGGGUGAAGUGCACGGGAGCGAAGGUGGUGGAGAAUAAGGCAUCUGAUGACUUCUAGUUCAAGUUCACUGAGGGUGCCAUUUCCUCCUACCACAUCAGCUUCAAAGAGUGCCUCAAGAAGGUGAAAGAGUUAUUCCUCAAGGUCGACAUCAGCUGCAUCAUCCCAUGACUGAGUGAGCUGAUGGAGAGUGAAGACAAAGAGGAUAAGGCAUCUGCUCUUGAAGCGGCUAUUCCUCCCGAAGUGGCUACUAGUUCAGAUACUGUAGCUCAUGCUGAAGUGACGAUCACUAUGGUCAUAGAGUCUUUUGCUCUCGAUCAGGCAUA